Rotaria socialis is the source of this 438-nucleotide messenger RNA. NCBI's taxonomy places the organism in Eukaryota, Metazoa, Rotifera, Eurotatoria, Philodinida, Philodinidae. The record is from the annotation of a GenBank genome assembly.
AUGGUGGGUGACUACCUGAAUGCACUUUCACCACAUCAUAAAGCAGUGAAUAUCCGCCAAAAGACUCUUCCUCCAAAUCAUCCUGACAUCGCUGAAUCUUACAAUAACAUCGGCGCAUUUUAUAACAACAUGGAUGAUCAUUCAAAAGCACUUUCAUCUCAUCAAAAAGUACUGGAAAUUGCCCAAAAGGCUCUUCUUUCAGAUCAUCCUUGUUUGACUAUUUCUUAUAAAAAUAUUGACUCAGUGUAUUCCGUCAUGGGUGACUAUUCAAAUGCGCUUUCAUCUUAUCAAGAAGUACAGCAAAUCCACGAAAAAAUUCUUCCUCCAAAUCAUCCAGAUUUGGCCCGUCUUUACCACAACAUUGUUUUUUGUAUUACAACAUGCGUGACUACUCGAAUGCACUUCUAUUUUAUCGAACAGCACUGGCAAUUUGGUUGA